UUUCCUUGGUGAGAUAUUUUUGCAUGUUAACCUGUGAAUUCCUGCGAUAUUUAUCUCACCGAAGAUGUGACAAGCACAAUAUAGAAAUGGAGUUUAACUGGUAAAAGUAAUUAGUGCAAAUAAAACCACUGAUCGUAGGAAAUGAGUAAAAUUCUUGAGGAUCGGCCUGAGGAAAGAUAGUUUUUCGAAGUAGUUCAAACACAAUACGGACCAUGGUGUAGAGUUAACGAUGGAUUAGAAAGUGAUCAUUAAAAAACUGAGAAAAAAAAGUUUUAAUAUAAUGAAAAACAGACGGAAGGAAUUCUGCAGGUGUUAAGAGAUCAUAGGGUGAAAGUUUUCCUACAUUCCAAGGAAUUUAAACCUAUUUUCCGUUUUACCGUUCCGCUUUGAGAUUUUUUUAUUCCAGUCGGUUUUUCACAGGAGUGAAAAAAAAUGGAGUAUAUACGGAGCAUAGUAUUAAUUUUUCUUAUAGUACCAUUUCUGUCUGUGAUAAAAGUAUCUAAUGCAUUACAUUUCACCAAAACAUCUAGAACGUUUGCGAAAUUUCCAAAAUGGAAUGCAUGUACCAACAGUUCAUUUAGUUUUGAUUUUAAAACUGGAAACAGCAAGGCCCUGCUCAUGUAUACGGAUGAUAACGGUGGCUAUGAUUACGUCGAGUUAAUGGUUCACGGCGGCGCGGUGCGUUUACGUAUGAAUAUCGUUGACGGACAUGAAGGCAGCAUCGAAAUAACGUUAGGACGUAACGUAAACGACAGACGUUGGCACAGAGUAGAAGUUCAGAGAAACCGUAUGGAAACAACGUUAUAUCUGGAUGAAUUUCACGAAAGCAGGGUUGCGUUUGGCUCCGACUUCUAUUUUGGAAAUGUUAGCAGAAACAAUUUUGUAUAUUUUGGUGGGUUACCUCGGAGUUAUAGAAGUACCUUAAGCAAACUAUCAUUGCCCUCGGUUUAUGCUGAGCCGCGCCUUGAAGGAGAUAUACGAAAUGUGAUUUAUGGUAACUGCUCGUGCCGCCCCGUGCGAGGAGAGAUGCUGGAAGGGGAGUCGAUUUCACGUGUACCUAUGGAAGGAUGCGAAGUGAAAAAUGAGUGUGGUCGAUGCCUGUGUAUAAGCGGGGAUGAUGGGCCAGGCUGCCAGUGUCUAGGCUUCAGUUGCCCACAGGACAGUAGCACGUACUACCAUCUUCCAAUGGACGUUAUUAACAACGAUAUGAUUCCAAAUCCUUCUGGUCUGGAUGCCGAGGUCACCGGAAGUCCACAGCUAGUAAACGGUGUCAUGUACAAAGCACUCCGAAUAAAUGGCGCGCGGCAAAAGGUGAAGGUUUCAGGACCAGGUCACAGAAACGAAUGCUUUGGGGAUCUAAGUCAAUGUCCCGACGGGUACACGAUCGGUUUGUGGCUUAAAUUUGACAGAACUGGGAGAGGGAAAGGUGUUUACCUUUCUAAUGGCGGCCAUGAAACUAGUUCACACGGCGUUGCCAUGUUGUAUGAAACCGGAAGUAUACAGUGGAUAUUCCGGAAGAAGUCCGGACAGGAAUGGCGGGCCACCGCAAACAAUGUUUUACCCCGAAGAUGGUACCACGUUGCUGUCACGUGGUCAGAGAGAAAAGGACUCCUCAUUUACAUCAACGGAAACAAGGCUGCUCAGGGAAGCACACCCACCAUGAACCCCGGUAAAUCUACCGUCUCAACAUUCAAUGACUUCAUAAUUGGCCAAUCAAAUGACGCGACAGGAACACGUGACCUCGGCGUAAUGACUGUCGACGAUUUCCAAUUCUGGUCAAGGCGCUUAAGUGAAACAGUUCUAAGGGAAAAGGGACCAAUCUACCAAUAUCACCUUACAAUGGACCAAUUACAAGACGGGCAACUCAUUACAAAGACGCUGGAACCAAGAACAAUAGGCCGCCUACGAAAGGUCUCCGGGAAAAUAGGGAAAGCCGUUCAACUUCCGGGGCGUGGCCAGUACAUCGACCUUGGUUUCUUCGGCGAUACAUGUCUAGGGAACACAAGUCUAUGCAUGUAUGGUUUUACAAUAUCGUUGUGGAUUAAGUUUGACAGAUUAGAAAGUGAUAGAUCUACUUAUUACAUUGCUUCCGGAGGGUCAGGAUUUUCAAUCUUCACUUAUGGAAACCGCAUUUAUGCUAAUGUUCAAUAUGGCGACCGUCAGUACCAAGCUUCCGGUUCCGCUGUAGAGACUGGCGUCUGGUAUUUCACUGAGAUCACGUGGAAUCCUACUACCGGUUUGGAAAUAUAUAUUGACCAAGUUUUAAGAGUGUCACAGUCGGCAAGCAACCAUUAUCAAGUGACUUCGUCCAGUAAUGAUAACUUCUAUAUCGGCCGAGCAAAUACUAAAAUGUACAAUGAAAGAUAUGCGGCUGCAGAAUUUGAUGACAUUCGCAUCUACAAUGCAGACAUUGACCGCUUGUUGGCAAUUGACUUUAUUCAUAGAGAAAAACCAAGGAAACAGUACUUCGGUUUCGAUGAAAUGGACGGCUCAAGAAUCAAGCAUCCAUCGAUCAUGAUUGAUACUCAAGGAAAUGCUAAGCUGGUACCCGGAAAGAUAGGUCAAGCUCUUAGACUCAACGGGAACCAGCAGAAAGCUGAUUUUGACAAUGGCGACGACUGUCUCGGAAACAUAGAUUAUUGCAGACAUGGCAUUCUAAUGUCAUUUUGGUUCAGACCAGAGCAAGCGAAAGAGGGCAUGUAUUACCUAUCUACUGGAAAGAACGGAAUAGAUCUAUCCUACAUGGAUGGGAAGUAUAAGAUCCGAAUCUCUAAUUCAGUAUAUAUAUGGGAAUUAAUGAUGUCACAGCUGAAAGAAAACACGUGGUAUUUCAUGGAAAUCUCGUGGUCGGAAGAAGUUGGACUGAAACUGUACGUGAACAACAAGCUAAUAGAGGGAGACCGUUAUCCAACUGAAGUGGAGUGGGAUGGACGUACAAGAGUCACCGACAAGUUCAUCAUAGGCCAAAGUAAUGACGCCGGAAGCGGAAGUCUGUACGGUGCUGCCACCUUCGAUGAAAUGGAAUUUUGGUAUGCGUCACGUGACUACCUGUUAUCGUUUGGUUACAUUCAGAGAGGAAAGCCAACGAAUUAUCAUAUUGGCAUGGAGGCAAUCAAAGAUGGAGGAAAGCAGAUUGACUUUAAGUCACUUCCUGUUAUGUUAAAAGGAUAUCCGCUGCUGGUGCCCGGAAAAUUCGGUAAUGCGUUGAAAUUAAGCGGAAACAGUCAGUAUAUUGAUUUUGGUGAACGCACUGAUGCCUGCUUGACUAAUCUAGAUGCCUGUGACUUUGGUAUAUCCAUCUUUUUCUGGGUGAAAAUUGACAGUUAUGAUAAUAACAUGUACCUAUUAUCCACGGGCGAAGAAGGCAUUAAACUGUACUACAACAGAGGUUACAUUUAUAUCACCGUUGACCAUGGUAGGAAAUCUUGGAGAAUGAGUGUUCCAGAAAUUACAGAGAACGAAUGGCAUUUCCUAGAACUUUCAUGGCAUCCUGAAUUCGGUCUAAGCUUUUAUAUUGACAACGAACUUCAAGAUCUCGUGAGUUACCGUUCUAUACCGGAAAUACGUGCAACAGGAAGUGAACAUUUCUAUAUCGGCGCGCCAAACACAGAAGAUGUCAGAGGUCAACGAUUUAGCUAUGCCGAUAUGGCGGUGGAUGAAGUCGAAAUAUGGUAUGGCAGACGAGAGGAACUGUUAGCUUUUGACUAUAUCGUCAGAGAAAACGUAGGCUACGAGUCAUUCUCCAUGGAAACUGCUUCCGGUGGCGUCAUUGACCAUCCGAACUAUCGUGUCACUCUAGAACGAGGCGCAAGGCUGGUACCCGGUAAGAUUGGAAACGGUGUUUCCCUCCAAGGAAAUGGAGACUACGUCGAUUUUGGGCAGCACAUGGACAAAUGUUUUGCAAAUAUAGCAGAAUGUAAACAUGGACUUACAAUAUCGCUGUGGUUAUAUCCACGAAGUUUGAGAACAGAUCAGUACUUUUUAUCCAGCCCAACAUAUUCGCUAUAUUUUGAUAACGGAGAACUUAAAUCUAAAUUUAUGUCGUCUGAUAAAGCGUGGACCGUUAGCUCUGGAAAUAUAAACCUGAAUGAUUGGAAUAAUAUCAUGUUAUCAUGGGACCAAGAACAAGGACUUAAAAUGUACUUAAACGAUAGACUGAUGGACAGAGACAGGGAACCAGCUGACCUGAUGCAAAGUGAUGAACCUCAGACCGGAAGUUUGUAUAUUGGGAAACCCUCGGAUGAUUCCAUUGAUGGAACAGCAAAUAUGAUGGCGGAUGAGGUGCAGUUCUGGUACGCUAAUAUGGAAAGACUGCGCUCUCAAGGAAUAAACGGAGGCCGCAUUCAUGAAGUUGUACCGCUGAGUCAGAUGCCGUCAAGUGGAAUAUUGAAGUUGCCGACAAGAACGAUAAGUCUGAAAGGAGGCGCGAGUGUUGUACAGGGCCAACACGGACGUGCUAUCAGGCUUGCUGGCAAUGGUCAGUACAUGGAGAUGGGUGACAACCUCACGUGCGGCGGUAACCUUGACAACUGUCGUCAAGGCUUCACGAUGCGUUUCGCAGCCAAACCUGAAAAACUCCUCACCAACAUGUACUAUCUUGACAGCUAUCCAGUGUCUAUAUUUUACCGUGAUGGAAAGUUAUAUGCAACCAUAAGAACGAGUACAAAGACGUGGACUGUGGCGGCUCCAGGGUUCAAGACCGGCGAGUGGCAGGUUGUGGACGUAUCCUGGCAUCCAGAAGUCGGACUGACGAUGUAUGUUAAUGAUGAGGAAGUCGGGGCACACAAGACACACGGCACUGACAUCGAACCUGUGUAUGACUACGAUAGAAACACUUACUUCGGUAAAGCAAUGACCGAUAUGAGAAGUGAAAGGUACGCUGAUACGACAAUUGAGAAUUUUGAGAUAUGGAAUGUCCGUCGGGAUGUCUUGACGGCGGACGGUACUUCGUCGGGUAUCGGCGGAGACCUCAACCCCGGCGGCAAGUCAACUCCGAAACCAGCUCUACCAACAACGCAGAUUAACACAUUACAGCCUCCGAGUGCCGACGAUUCUACAACACAAGUUUUUGUGACCAGUUUCCCGCAAAAUGGAAAUACUCAACUUGUUAAUAUUGGUACCCGGCUUCUUAAAACGACUGUUAACACAACGUCCAGCAUCAUCCGGUUCCUCGGAAACUCUUACAUCCGGUAUGACCUCAACGUACUUACGGCGGAAAUGCUUGUGCCUACCGACAAAGAGUCUAUGUCAAUGCAGUUCAUCACACAGGCUUAUGACCAAGAGGGACUGAUGUGGAUAUUCAAAGGAAACAAUGGCCAAAAGAUGCAUAUAGUUUUUAAGGAUGGUUACCUGAUCUUUACCUACGAUGAUAGCCGAGGGUCUCCGCAGCAGGCGAUUUUACGACAUCCGGAUUCUCGAGUUUUAAAUGACUUCAGGUGGCACACAGUUAGAAUCGACAAGGACGGCCGAAAUCUGAAAUUUUAUAUUGAUAAUGCAUAUGCCUCCGAGAUGACGACGAGGUCAGAAGUUCAGUUUGUCAGUAGUGGUGAGGUUUUUCUUGGUGGUACACAACAGACAGGCGUUGACACAGGCGGCGUUACGAGCUCCAACUUUGGUGGUGCUUUGACUGACGUGGAAUCUACCAAGGUUAGAGGACCAUCUAAUGAGCUGAUAAUAAGUUUCCUGCAGGCGGUAGAGGGCGCUGACAAGUCAGGAACGAUUAAUAUUAUUCCUCCUUGGGAGUGGAACAAUGGAUCCUACCAGUGGGGUACUACCCGACCGCCACCAACCACCCCACCGCCCGCGAGACCCACUCCCGUCACAUUCACAUCCGGUUCUUCUAUGUUUUAUUUACGUGACCCACUUGACCUGCGCACUGGAGGAUCUCUCAGUUUCCGCUUCCGGACAUUGGAACCACGUGGUUUGCUGGCAAUUGCGCGUGGAAGCAUUCAGAGUCCUACGUUUUUCGCGAUGGAGAUAUUUGACGGACUACUUUAUUUUGUGUACGACCUGGGCACUUUGACAAGCAGAAAAUUAUUCACAGACCGUAGAGUGGAUGAUGGCGAAUGGCACGAGGUCAUGAUGAAGGUCCAGGGCAAUCGAAUCACAUUGUCUAUUGAUGGACGGCCUUUCAGUGUACAAGUUUCACAGCAAAAUAUUCUCAAAAUGUUCUUCUAUCGACUUUUUGUGGGCGGGUAUGAUGAUUUCUCCAAAGCGCCUUGGCCUCUUUACACCAGACAGGGCUACCGGGGCUGUCUGGAGUCCCUGAAAAUCAAUGAUAUUGGAUUCGACCUUCACCUUUUCAUCAGUAACCAGAAUCUUCGCGGAGUCCAGAGAGGGUGUCAGUCAAUGAAUCGAUACUGUCAAACUCAGCCAUGCGUCAGCGGAUUCUGCAGGGACCGGAUGGACAACUAUGUGUGCGACUGUGCUAAUACGCCUUACACUGGCCAGAACUGUAACGAUGACGCUGUCGUUGCGGGAUGGGAUGGAACUUUAUCAACGACCUUCACCUUUGUAAACCGGGAAAUGACGCAUACAAAUGACAUCUCAUUCCGGUUCCUUACUCCACUUAGCGACACGAUACUCUUCAGAACGGAGGCGGAUAACAAGGACGAUUUUAUACAAGCACAGCUUGAGGAUGGUAAAGCCAAGGUCACCAUUAAAGUUGAUGGCCAAACACGAACGUUUGUGACUGGUAACAAUCUCAACGACUACUUUUGGCAUACACUUUACAUCCGUCGACGGGCCGACGAUGUUGAAGUCUGGGUUGACGACGAACCGCACAUGGUCGGUGUCAUAGGUGGCGAAAACUAUCAAUUAUUCAUUGACGAGAUCAAGUUCGGCGCUGUCGGAAGCACUGGCUCCUUAAAAGCAAAUGAUUACAUUGGCUACAUGCAAAACUUUAUUUAUGACGACCAAGAAUUGUUUAGUCAAUUAAAGGAACAAAACUCGAAUUCCAAAUGGAUCAUUAAUAUGCCUAUCGAUGAACUACCAUUGUUGACCUAUAAACCUGUCACACUUACUACUAGUGAAACAUAUUUCCAGUUACCAACUUUGUAUGAAAGUCGCACAAUGAAAAUAAUGUUCAAAUUCAAAACACGCGAGUCAAACGGUCUCAUCCUGUAUCACACUGGCGAAGGAAAUGACGUCAUCGCUAUUGAACUGAGUAAUGGUCAGGUUCGAUUAGCGUUCAAUCUUGGUGGAAGGAAUAUGUUCACAGUGGUCCCGACCAAGAUGCUAAAUGACAAUAUGUGGCAUACUGUUAUCGUUUCGUUGAGAAAUGGCCAAUUCUCGGUUAGAGCCGACAACGAGAAUAUUGACGUCACUACUAGCGACGGAGAUAGGCGGCUUGAUUUAAGCGGGAGCCUGUAUAUUGGAGGAUUACCAGCAUCAAUGUUUAGUAGCCCUAAAGUUGAUAAUCUAAUCGAGUCGAAGAAAGGGUUUAGGGGCUGUCUCGCCUCCAUGGAUCUGAAUGGUGCAGUGCCCGAUCUACUUAGGUUUGCCAACGAUAGACAAAGUGUACUAAACGGAUGUACAGAUUUAGAAAUGACGUGUGCACCAAAUGCUUGUGGGACGGGAGUAUGUAUGCCUGGGAUCAAUGAUUACUGGUGUAACUGUAAUAUGACCGGAUAUGUCGGAACACCAUGCACGGACUGGCCGAUCGGAUACUAUUUUGGUAAAAAUAGUGGCAAGGGUAUUAUUAUUUACGAAUAUCCGUUCGCGAAACAGUUUGACUCGGACGAGGAUACACUGGCGUUCGGUUUUAUGACGAGAGAAGAGAAUGGCGUAUUAUACAGAAUUGAGAAUAGUUUGGACACGAAGGAAUUUAUUGAAAUAAGAUUGGAAAAUGGUUUUAUCGUUGCUGAAUCGAACACCGGAAGUGGACUCAUUAGUAUAUCUGAACGCGCCAGGAAGUUCAAUGACGGCGAAUAUCACGUGGUCAGGUACAUACGCACCGGACGUAACAGUUCUUUACAAGUGAAUAAUCUGCCUAUGCAGACAGUUGCACAUUCAGGAGCCGCAACUCUGUUUAACAAGGUUUACAGAGUUAUGCUAGGUGGUAAGCUAGGUGAAGGUGGCGUCCUGUCCAACAACUUCUAUGGCAUUAUGGGAGGCGCAUUCUACAAUGGACAAAGAUGGUUUGAUAUGCAACACUCAGGACAGCUCUUGCACGGGAAACUCGUGAGGAUACGUGGAGACGUGGUACUAACCAGACCAUUCCUUCUUGUUGCAGGCGGAAAACCGACGACGGCAGCACCACCAGAUAUAUUUAUUCCUGUCGGAGAACCACUUCCUAGCGAUAUUGGCGGCGGUGGUUUGGUUGGACCAGGUAUCGGAGGUGGUUCGGCUGGACCCGGAGAUGUUGUUGGUGUAGGGGGUCCAGGUGGGAGUCUUACACCUAUUGGUGGUGUUGGUAUCGACGUAGUCGGUGAGCCAGUACCUCUAGCAUCUUCCCUGGUUGGGCCAGCACCCCCGGCAAUGGCAGGCGGAGCUCGAGCCGGAGCAGUUGUCGGAACAGUCCUUGGAACACUUGCAUUUAUGACUAGUCUCAUGUGGGCUCUGUACAAGCUGAAACCCGGGGUUCCUACCAUCAUGAGCCCUGGCGCCGGUUCGGCCGGUGGUGGUACUGGUAUGAGCAUCUCCGCACCAAGAGCCACCUCGAACUUGGGUGCGGUGCAGGCUGCUAGUGCUGGUGGCGGCGGUGCUGGCGGGGCAGGAGCAGGUGCAACCAAGGUGACAGUUGUUAACGGAUCGGCUGCUGGUGCCGGCGGUGGUGGCGGCGGUGGCGGAAGCUCAACUUAUACGUCAUAUUUCCAGUCUACCUCAACCUCGGUAGGUGGUGCCGGCGGUGGUGCCGGCGGUGGUGGUUCCGCCGUUGCUGGAGGUCACGCCGACGCCAUUGAUUCCUCAACUCUCAGAGCAACAGGCACAUUCUCUAAUAAAGGCACGGCUAUUGGUUCCCCUACUGCGAAACGAGCUCACCUUGGUUCCUCUUCUACAGGCUAUUCGGCAGGGUACCAGUCAAACACAAUGCAGAGCUAUGGUAGUUCAGCGGGCGGGACAAUGGACAGGGCAUAUGACAGUCGGUUUAUGUCUUCAACUUCCGGUGGUGACGCCAUACCUGAUUACGAUCUUCCGGUUCCUGGUACUCUGCAAUCCGGUUAUUCCUCUUCUACUUUAAACACCCACUACAACUACCAGGUGAAGGGAAGUGCUAAUAGCAGAUCAGGGUUUGUGGCAUCUAACCAAGUACAGCCUUCAACGCAUACAAGUGUUCUUUCAAUUAUUAUUUCCGGAGGUAAAGGUUCCUCCACACCGCCUCGUUCUGAUAUUUACUCAGCAGCUCUUGCGCCUGCGCGAGAUCAAGGUUUUGUUGACAGGUCGGAAGAUAUGAUUAUCGAACAAGCGCCACCUGUGAUGUUUGUCCGACCAAUGAUCGUUGUUGGAGAUAUGUCACGUGGUGAUGUUAAUCACCAAUCAAACUUGACAGUUCAUACCAGUUCUUUAUCACGUGAUAAUGUAAACCAACAGUCAAAUUUGAUAGUUGUCCCUGGAAAUAUUCCUACAGUUCGCUAUACCGCAGACGUUGAAUCUAUUUCAUUCAGUAGUGCGAACAGCAAUAAAAGACAUUCAGAAGGUAAAGUCAAAGAUGGAGUUUUUAGUUCACUUCGUAAAUCAUCAUUACAAACAACAUCGAACUCAGGAAAGAACGAUUUUGGAUACAACAGACUUGAAAGUUAUUCAUCCGAAACAAACAUUGAUGGUACUUUGACUCGUAAUUUAGGUGGUAGGAAAACAGGUAAAAAUGGCUCAAAGUCUGCUCAUUCGCGUGACGAUCUCUACGAAUCAACCAUAACUGUAACGUCAACACUUGAUUCUGUAGACAAUAGCCUUUUUAGUCUGACAGAAGAAAGUACUCAAGGCGCAUGCGCACAGGAAGCACUUUCCGCAAGCAAUGAUAGCCUAGGUUUGUUUAAUGUUUCAAGUGGUACACCGGAGGGACAUAUUUAUCUAGAGUUCCAGAAUGAACAACCCGCGCCAUCUUCAGAUGUUGUAUAUGCAAAAGUCAACAAAACUCAGAAGCAAAAGCAGAAGAAAAUUACAAGCAAGUCUGUAGAUAUAAACGUUAGGGAAUCUGAAGAUGGAUUUGAAAUGGUUGACGCAAAAUACACCGUGACAUGCACAGCAGAGCUGAAGGAUGGUAAUCAUUCCGAUGACACGAUGAAAGAAACCAUUCUUGAUAUGAGCGAGUCGGCAAUGUCGUUCGAUGAUACAAUUAAAGCUUUUGAAAACUUGGCAGAUGUUGAUAUUGAACCAGAACCGAAGUCUGCAGAAUUUACAGAAUCGCAAACAGAGCGCGCAGAAAACGUGAUUGAAUACCAACCAGCGCAGCUAACCAGAAAGAAGAAAGACUCGAAGACUGACAGAAGUGAGACAAGUGUUGACAUCUCUAAUAAUCUGUUUACCGGAACCGGAAGCAGUGGACAGAAAGUGAACACGUGGACAUCUUCAGUGACGAAUACACAGGUGACCCAGAGUACAAGCGUCACAAACAUGACGUUUACAACAUCAUCAAGCGUUUCUAAUGACAGCACUACGGUGGGAACCAUGUUGAAUAAAGGACUACUGGAAGAUGAGCUAGAUCGGAGUGUAAAUGCUCUCCUAGUUGGUAUUGAUGUUGAUACUGCGGAAUGGACUGCCAUCAAAGACAAAACUGUUUCAUCAGAUUCCGAUAACGACACUUAUGAGGUACAAAAUUUGAAGACAGUUACUGUGAACAAACAAGGACAGUAUGUGAUGUCGAGUGCAAUGGGGGCUGGGGCUGUCACACCCGGGGCAGCCGCCGACGAGGUUAGAGUUGACUGCUGCCUAAUGACCGGCAAUGGAGCCAGUGUUGUCACAGGUUCGAGCCUUGGACCACCACAAGUUUGGGAUAUGCAGACUGGAGAAUUACAAAACAUCAUGAAAGGAGAUACUGUGGGAUCAACUAACCUUCACCUUGUGUGCGGGGACCGGCUGCUGGUGGGUGCUGUACAUGCAGACAUGGAGAUCAACGAAUACUCGAGCAGAAAAGGCGUCUUUAAUCACACAUUACAGAUUUGGGAUUUCCAAACAGGGCGACCAUUGUCAAUGGCGGAGGGAGAAUAUUGCUCCACUUUGUGUCCAAUGAGCGAUAGUGACAAAGUCUUAUUUGGUAGAACAGACAAAUUUGGGGACGCCACGUCCAUCAUAGCCUGGGAUCUGAUGGGUAACCAGAUGAUCAAGGAGAUGCGAUAUGACGCACCGGUUGGAAACAAUGAUUACAUCUCAUAUCUGAAUAAAUCAAAGAACGACCGCUACAUAGUAGCUGGUUUCACCAACUCAUUUGACAAUAACGCUGAAUUCAUGACAUUUGAUAUGACGCUAACUAGUUACAAUAUUAGCGAGCCCGCCAUGUUGAAAUUAGACGCAAAUCCUGACUGUACUGCCAUAUUACCAAAAGACGAAGCCGUGACUGGUUUGCGAAACGGUGACCUAGUUAUUUGGAAUAUACGCACUGCGCAACCAAGCAGACAGCUUCUUGGAAGUGGUGGUGCGCAUGCGCACAGUAGAGAAGUGAAAUCUGUUACGCUUUCCGAGGACAGUCGCUACUUGGUGUCCUCAUCCGCAGACGGAACGCUGAAAGUUUGGGAUAUGCACACUGAACGACCUAUCCACACUCUUCAAGGUCAUACUGACGAGGUUUGGUGCUCUGCAAUAUCGAACGAUAACGAGAUUGUGGUUUCCGGUUCUGCAGACGGCACUAUUCGACUUUGGAGAAUGAAGAAUGGAACCGAAAUGUGUACAUUCAACUGCGGAGUAGAUAUUUUCUACGUCACCAUGUCACGUGACAAAGGAACCAUUGUUGCCCUUGGCGACAAAUAUGGUGCCCGGAAGCUAAUUAUGUUGCAAGUUGUUAGAACGAAAAUAAAGAAAAUAGUUAGCUCUUAGGGACUCAUUCAUUAGUGUGACAGAUCAAGAACAUCGAUUAAAUAAUUUUUGUGAAAAAUAAAUCAGAAAAAUAGCCUUUGUAUGGGUGACAUUGUGAUAUUGACAGAAAAAAACAACAACAACAAAGUAAGAUUUCUCGUUAAAACAAUCACUAACUUCGUCUAUAAAUGACAACUCGAGUAGCUUUUGACAUAUUUCAAGUAUUCUGCAGCUUGUAUAAACAACUUAAUAUUUACGGCUUUUACUUUCUAAAUCAUUUCAUAUUUUUAUUAGACAUUUCUAACGUAAACGUAAAUCGGAAACGUAUUACUGAAACCGUAAAUGUUAUUUGCAAAUAACGGUCUAAGGGAGAUACUAUAGCAUUACUAUUGGAUGAAAUUGUCUCCCAUAGACCACAAAUUAGCCUAAAAUUUUACGGAUUCAGUAUUCCAUUUCGUAAUUACGUUUACGUUAGAAAGGUCUAUUAGCAACAAAGGCUAUUUAUGUCUUACGUCUUACUAGGUGUCAAAAUUUUGAACAAUUCUCGUCACUAAAAUAUCUUGUUUCAACGAAGGAACGAAUGUUCUGAAGGGUAAAAAGGUCUUAAAUUGAAUUUGUUUUGUAUUAAAGGGACAUGACUCCAGAUUUAAGUCAUUUUUUAAUGGAAAGGAUAAUGCACUUUUUGUAUUUUUCACUUUUUAAUGAUAAGUAAAACAUGGUGAUUCUAUUAGAUUUUUUCAGUAUUUAUAAACACAAUAUGAAAGUAUUAAAUAAUAAAAAGUUUAUUGAAAAUUUCUAUGCAGUGAAAGGUUGAUGUACAGUUUUAUGUUUUAUUAAGGUUAUUAAAUAUCAGCUAAUUUUUGAUGGUAUAUAGUACGUUUCUCUCUGUUUAAAAAAAUAGAUUUAAUUAAUGUAGACAAAAAUAAUGAACAGUAACGUGAAUCUGGAAGCAUGUUCCUUUAAAAGUACUUUAAAAACCUUCUAUGUUUCAGAAAAUUUAAUUGAAAAAAAAAAAAAUAACUGAUCAAUUUCAUCAGAGUUUUCCUACCUAUGUCAUGAAUUAUUUUUGUAACGUUGUUAAAUGGUGCUAAGAUUUCCACAGUCCAUGAAUUAUUUAUUAUAUAGCCACGGAAGUGUAACGAAAUAUGAUAUUGUAUUAGUUUUUGAUUUCGACGUUGUUUUUUUUUAUUUUUGUAUUGUAGUUUGCCUUUGUCGUAUUUAUUUUAUUAAGGAUUGAAGUAUUUGAAAGUCAUCCGAUUUCUUACGUUUUGUUAACCAAAAUAUAGCUAUAGUAUAUGUAAAUAAAAGGUAUUAAAACAAUGAAUUCUGAAUAUGCAAGGCUAUUUAAAACAUAAAGGGAAAAUAUCUGUACUCAAUGUAUUUUUAAACUCCGUCAAAAACCUCGGCGUUCUGGAAUUAUGCAUGCAAACGCUAAACUAGGAGCCAAACAUGUUCGAUUUUUUUUUUAUUUUAGUAGAAUAAAUACGGUAAAUUUUUAUUUUUGUAUUUUAAUACUUUUAGUUUGAAUGUAGAUGGUUUUGUUACAUGUUGUCUUUGAUAAGAAUUCUCACCUAUCAAGUGCAAUGUAUUAUAAUUUUAAUAUGCUUUAAUAUUGUAUAUGUAUGUCGGUAAUAGAAUGUUAGAAUACUUGUUGAUUGUUAGUCGAUUUGUUUUAUUUAUCAAAAUUUAAUUUUAUUAAAUUAAAUAAGGAAUAAAAAUUACCAUACAGUUUCAAAAUAAAGUGCUACAUGUAAUCUAAUUUGUUUUCAGUAAGGACUCACGAUCUACCAAGUUUUCUGUUUCAUAAGAUGUUUAGUUUAGUCAUACACUAUGUUAAUUUAUAACAUUUAAGGAGAAGUUAGCUAAUAUUCAUUUUAAGAAUUUAAUGCCGCUAGAAUCCUUCAAUAAAGUAGAAUUCGCCUUCGAUAAAGUAGAGGUCUCCUUUGAUAAAACAGACGUCCUCUUCGAUAAAGUAGACGUGUUUGAUAAAGUAAACGUCUGCUUCUAGAAAGUAGAUAUCUCCUUCAAUAAAAUAGAAGUAGAUCUAUCAUUAAUUAAAAUAGACAUAUUCGGUAAAAUUAAACUCACGUUCUAGAAAAUGAAGUCUCUUUCGAUAAAAUAGAAGUCUUCUUCCAGAAAAUAGAAGCCUCCUUCUAUACAAGUGAAGUCUCCUUGAAUAAAAGAGAAGCCUGCAACGAUAACUGAUAAGCCUUUAAGCGUAUUUUUUUCUGAUACUGUCUUCAGGUUAGAACACAUAGUCACUGUGAUUGCUACUAUAUACCCAACAUGCACAAGUGGCAGUUGAACUAAUUAAUGGCUACCCGUUUGUCAAUACGAUUUGGAUCUGAAAUACGAGAAUAAACACUUCAACAAUAAACGCUCACAACUACAUUCAAAUGAGGAUUUAACGAUUUAACGUUACAUUAAAAUACAACGGAUCUUCAACUAUAAUAAUUUUCUCUGAAUUAAAUGAUAUAAUUUUAUACAGGUUUGUUUUUUAUUUGUAAUAAAUUCAUUUUACAUUAAUGUAUUACACUAAUAUGAUUUUAAAAGCUUUUUAUACUACCGCUCAUAUUGCUAAAGUCUUACUUGAUAUUUACUGUAAUAAAUCGCCACAUUGUU
Messenger RNA from Mercenaria mercenaria, 14571 nucleotides. RefSeq lists its product as uncharacterized. Gene Ontology annotation, molecular function: protein binding. Bases 433 to 11970 code for a protein of 3845 amino acids. The transcript has 40 exons. The record is from RefSeq and is a predicted model, not a curated record. NCBI's taxonomy places the organism in Eukaryota, Metazoa, Mollusca, Bivalvia, Venerida, Veneridae.